Molecule: messenger RNA, 299 nt
Organism: Hibiscus syriacus
Lineage: Eukaryota; Viridiplantae; Streptophyta; Magnoliopsida; Malvales; Malvaceae
Product: 40S ribosomal protein S14-like
Exons: 5
Coding region: 9-284 (91 amino acids)
Biological process (GO): translation; maturation of SSU-rRNA from tricistronic rRNA transcript (SSU-rRNA, 5.8S rRNA, LSU-rRNA); ribosomal small subunit assembly
Cellular component (GO): ribosome; cytosolic small ribosomal subunit
Molecular function (GO): small ribosomal subunit rRNA binding; mRNA 5'-UTR binding; structural constituent of ribosome
Source: RefSeq, a predicted model, not a curated record
GGUCAGCCAUGUCAAGGAGAAAGGUUAGGGAGCCCAAGGAGGAGAAUACUACCCUUGGACCUGCUGUUCGAGAGGGCGAGUAUGUUUUCGGAGUGGCUCACAUUUUCGCUUCGUUUAACGACACAUUUAUACAUGUGACUGAUUUGUCCGGAAGGGAAACGACGGUUCGCAUCACCGGUGGUAUGAAGGUGAAAGCCGAUAGAGACGAGUCUUCCCCUUACGCUGCCAUGCUUGCAGCCCAAGAUGUUUCUCAGCGCUGCAAGGUCUUAUUGCUUAGCCUUUGACUCGAGGCGUGAUAC